This is a messenger RNA of Aspergillus clavatus NRRL 1, 195 nucleotides long. RefSeq lists its product as uncharacterized. The record is from RefSeq and is a predicted model, not a curated record. The transcript has 2 exons. NCBI's taxonomy places the organism in Eukaryota, Fungi, Ascomycota, Eurotiomycetes, Eurotiales, Aspergillaceae. Bases 1 to 195 code for a protein of 64 amino acids.
AUGGCGCUCCUCGCAGGCUUCGCGGGCCUUGUCGGCGCCGCCCCUGCCCCAGUAGCGGUAGCCGCACCAGACCUCAUUGCACCGCCCUCCGGCACCGAUACGGGCAAUUCGCUCUGUCUCAAGGGAUUUCUGGCGUCGUCGUGUCCUGGUCGAUGGAAUGAGAAGGAUCGGAGCUGCUGUAUCUCGGAUGAUUGA